CGACCCCGGCCGCUUUCGCCAUGGCCGAGUUCGUGCUGCCGCGGCACAGCGCCGUGGUGGAGCGGCUCCGCAAGCGUAUCGAGCUGUGCCGCCGGCACCACACGGCCUGCGAGGCGCGCUACCAGCGGGCCUCGGCCGAGCGCCUGGAGAUGGAGCGCCAGCACAGCCUGGCCCUGCACCAGCGCUGCCUGCAGGCCAAGAGCAAGCGGGCCGGCAAGCAGCGGCCUCCCCAGCCUCAGCCCCAGCCUCAGCCUCAGCCUCAGCCCCCGCCGCCUCCUCCUCCUCCUGCUCUUCCUCCAGCCGCACAGCAGGACUCGCAGGCCGGCUUCAGGAACAACAACAACAACAACCACCCCGGGGCCGCAGCCAGCAGCGCCGACUCUCCUCCAGAAGCUGGGAGCGGGGAUCAAAGCAGGACAAGCACGCUGCAGGCGAUUCAGGAGAAGGUGAAGAAGAAACUAAUAGUUGAUGGUUCGUCUUUGAAUGGAGAUCAACAAAAUGGAUUUGGAGAUGGGAGCUAUUCAGGGACCAAGAAGCUCCGAUUGAAUGGAGAAGAUGCAUCAGGACUGCUUGCAGUUAAUGCAUCCUCUAAUGGCAUGCCACAAAUGUCCCCAUUGCACCACCGAGACAAAAGAACUGUCAUCAGGGACAAUGUGCAAAGCAAUGGGAACCAUUCCAUUGCCUUAGACAACAUCAAGAAGGAAGGUCUUCCUGAUUCCAGUGUGCAGAUGAAUGGGAGUUGUGAUGGUGGUGAUGGGUUUACUCUUAUUAAAGAACUUAAGCAGGAGUCUCUGUUGGAUUUGGCUGGUAUGAACCCAGCAGGCACCUCGCUCUCCCAGAACAACAUGUUCCCAGAUAUCAAUUUGAAUGAACAAGAAUGGCAGGAAUUGUUUGAUGAGCUGAACCGAUCUGUGCCGGACCAAGAUAUACAGGAUCUCUUCAAUGAGGACUUUGAAGAAAAGAAGGAUAUUGAACCUGCUGGUUCUUCUGAUCAAACAACCUUACCGGACAACAUCAUUAUAAAGACUGAGAUUUCACCAUCCCACUUUGAACAUGAACAAAUGGGAUCUCCGCAAACGAGACCAUCUCCAUCAGGACCUUCAUUUUCAAGUGUAUCUGUGGCUCCUGUUAAUACUGCCCCUUCAGUGACUGGUAUGUCCCAGGCUAUGGCACAAGCUUCAGGCCCAACUCCAGUUUCCACAAGGCCUGUGUCUAGUGUUCUGUUGCCUGGGAAGGCAGGGCCAUCUGUGGAACGGUCUCAUUCACAGCAACUUCAGCAGAUGGCAGCUAAACAGAAGCAGAGAGCACAACUGAUGCAGAAGCAGCAAGUGCAGCACCCCUCACCCAAUCAGGCACCAAACUGGUCAGCAGCACCUACCCAAAGUUCUCUUGGUGGACCCUACAGCCUCGAUAAGCCCAGCAGUCCUUCACUGUAUGCACAAGACUUCAACCAGAAGCUUCCAAUGGCCAGCAUGCCGCCAAAGAGCUCUCCAAAAGCUGGUGGUAACUACCUCCAGCCAAAUCACAUUGCCAUGUUGAGUCACCAGCCUAAUGCUAUGGGUCAAAGUUCCACAAACAGCCAGGCUCCUCUGCUAAGUUAUGCCAACACUAAACGGUUGACUCAUUUUGAAAUGGAUAAUAGUCAAAGGGUUAUGCCACCCAGCCACAACAAAGCUGCAAUGUUUGCCUAUGUACGGCAGCAGCAGACACUUUCCCAUCUCAGUGAUGAGCAGAAACGAAUGCUGAUGAAACAGAAGGAGCUUCCCCAGGCUGCUGUUACAUACAGGCCCCUUCUGCAACACAAUCAGGAUCAAAACCCAGGAACUGUCACCAGAGCAUCAAACUCUGUUCAGGGAUCAGGUCCAGGGACUCAACUUCCGCCUGUUUCUAUCGCUGGUAACCAUGGAAAUGCUGCAUACCUUGGUAACCAACAGCAAGCUGCUGCCAUGAAACAGCAGCAACUUCUGAUGGAUCAACAGAAGCAACGAGAACAGCAAUUACAGUUGAUGGAGCAGCAGAAGCAGCAAUACUUGCAGAGACAACUUCUGGCAGAGCGGGAGAAGCAGAGGAAACAGCAGGAACAACAGUUGCAGAGGCACCUCACCAGGCCUCCACCUCAAUAUCAAGAUCAGCAGCAAAACCCGUAUCGUGUUGAGCAGGUCAGCCAGUUUCAGGGUUCCCCUCAAGUUCUUCCAGCGGUUGGAAAUCUGGCUACUACGAAUGCUAGCAGCUCACGAUUGUUCUCUCAGAAUCAAAACAUGAUCCAGAUCGGGCAAAGCCAGAGUUCUGUCUCCUCCAGUAGCUCUGCUGCUGGCCAGUCAGAGCUAGGAGUGGCUCAGUACGGUAAUAUGCACAAUGUCCAACAGGGAAUAUACAAUGUGGGGUCAAAUAUGAACCAAAUGCUUCCACAUUCUGCCCAGGGCACAAUUGGAAAUGGGCAGCAUUCAAAUCAGUUGCAGAGACAGCCUAGUAUGGCACAAGGAGCUUCCAUGGUAACGGGCUACAGUCAGAAUCACCUCAGCAGCUCGACCCUUGCACAACAGCAACACAACAAAGGAACUGUGAGCCAGGCUGUAUCAAAGACCCACUUGCAGAGGUUACCAGGUGCUGUGGCAAACCAAAAUCCAACAUGGCAGCAUCGACCCUUGCAAAGCAUGAAUAACCAAAACCAAACAAACAGCAAUCUAGUAGCAUUCAGCAGUACCUCAACUUUCCAUGUACGGCCAUCUCGCCCCAAAUUUUCCAGCCAGCAGUUUGUGCAGGGGAUUCCCCGGGCGGGUCUCACUGCAGUCAGACCAGUGGGAUCCAUCAACUCAACUGUUGGUGGCCAAGUGAUGCCUACAUUAGGUGGUCCUCUGACACGGACAAACCAGCCCUCACAGCAGACUGUCCCUAGUUUAAACCAGCCCAUUCCAGACAUGACAAGCUUUGCUUCCAGCCAGCAAAUGGCUACAAGGAACAGCCUCCAAUGCAACCAGGUUUACCAGGUAAGAAGCACCAGCCAGGAACUACCUUUUAGCUACGGUAACCAGCCUGGUGGUAACAUGAUUCAGGGGUUACCUGGAGAUACAGACCUGAUGGACUCUCUAUUGAAAAACAGGACUACAGAGGAAUGGAUAAUCGAUUUGGACGAGCUUCUGGGAUCACACCACUGAAGGACAGCUCACUAAACUUGUGUGGAAUCAGUGGGAAUAAGUGUAAUUUUCGAACUUUUUAUAUAAACAAAAUGGGACCAAAAAUAAAACUGUAACAAAACCCCUGUGGGACAUGACAGGUAAAAAUGUAUGGUUGGGAACAUUUUUAUGAGCAAGUUUGAAAAAAAUUACUAUUUUACGGUCAAAUCAGAUGACAAAACUUUUAUAUUUUAAAAAAAAAAAUUUUUUAAAAAGUUCCUUUUAUUAUACACUGGUUGUCCCAUACAGGGAAAUCAGAUCACUUCUUUGAGCAACCUUCUCUGCACCCUAUAGGCUUUUAAUCCCAAGCUUGCAGCAUUAUAAGUAAUGGAAAUGGAGAUUUCUGGAAGUAUACAGCAAGGGUGGUCAAUGUUUAUAAAAAGAGAAGACUUGUGAAUCCAAUGAAGAGUACAUAAUUGAAAGAUCAAUCUCUCUUCCCUGAUGCUGGUUGGCCUUUUGUCCAUUUCAAGAGUUUCCAUUUUAUUUCAGGUUUUCCUGCUUUACCUUUUUGUUACAUUUCAGUCCGCACUUUAUAAUUUGUCAUUUCCUUUACUUUUCUUAGUUUUGGGAGUCUCCUGCUCUGGCCAUCCAGUUACUUUUCGCAAAAGAAAAGUGUUCUAUAAAGUCACUGCUGGAGUUAACCACAUGUUUAAGAAUUGGAAAAACUAUUCACUUUCUACUGAUGUCCCUGGCUCGCGUUUUGCUGAGUUCUUUUGUCUUGUUUCUAUGAUGCUCUUUGAGUUGAAUCAUAGAUAUUUACAGUGCAGAAGGAGGCAAUCCGGCCUAUCAUGUCUGUGCCAAAAAUGACAAUCCAUCCAACCCAGUCCCACUUCCCGACUGUUGAUCCAUGGCCUUGUAGGUUACUUGCUAACAUGUAAUCUCUGUGUACGUUGCCUGACUCUGAGCUUAUUUAAUUUUCUUUCCUCUUCACGUUCUUUAUAUAUGGCUUUCCAGCCAAGUUCAGCAUGAGGAUUUCUUAUGAAUUACUCAUUACAAAAUUAUCAAUAAUAAAAACAGAAAAUGCUGGAAAAACUCAGGUCUAGCAACAUCUAUGGAGAGAGAAACAGUGUUAACAUUUCGAGUCCAAUAUGACUCCCCCAAUUUUCUGUUAUAAUUUCAGAUUUCCAGCAUCUGUAGUAUUUUAUUUUUAUGACAAAAUUAUCAUUUGUCUUAUUUCACUUUUUAUUGCCUAUCCCUAGUAGUCCUCGAGUAAUAUGCUAGGCCACUUUGGAGGGCAGUUAAGAGCCAAACUUGUUGGUGUGGGACUGGAGUCCGUGUAAGAACAAGUUUCCUUCUCUAAAAUACGUUAUUGAACCAAUGUUUCAGACAAUCUGACGAUUUCACAGUCGCUUACCAGAUUUUGAAAUUUAUUUCCACCGCCUUUUUUUUAAAGAAGUGAAUUCAAAUUUUCAAGCUGCUCACAAGAUUUGAACUCGUAUUUUCUAGACUUAUUAGUCUGGUAACAAUUUAUUACACCACUGUACCCCGCAGAAAUAAUCACUGUUCUCUUUCUCACAAUAGGAGACAAGAGAUGCUACUGCAUUUAGCAUGUUAUUAAAUUACAAAUGCAACAGAUCUGCAUUGCUGUAUUGAACAAUAUUUUGCACUUUACUUUUUUUUGUCUUGUUUCACCCCCCAUAGAAUCUGGGCAGGAGGGGGCAACAUGACAAGUUGUUGUAUGUAAAGGCACUUGUGCACGCGGGUCUUAUUUGGGCCUAUAGUCAAUCAAUUGAAUAAACUCCAUUGAAAUAUUUCAGAAUCCUGACAAGACUGGGCUCAGACUUUUACAAGUAGUUUGAAAGCCGGAAAAAGAUAAUUGCACUAUGCAUCCAGCACCUGUUUCAUGCUCACUUUAUGUUGUCCGGGCACUGAGAGAGCAGUGUUAAAAGGGAGAUCUGCCAUCUACCAGUGCCCUACACUUGCUGUCUUUUCAAACGUACUGUCUGUCCCUUUGGAGGCUCGCGUCACAUCUGCCUCUUAACUCAUGAAAAUUUAUGCCCCAGAUGCAUUCAAGGGGAUAGAAUCUGUGUAUUUUUCACUUGUCUGGUGCAGAUGUAGGCCGUAGGUUAUCAGAAUAAAACGGCCAGAUAAAAAAUGAAAAUCAGCCAUUCACUGUCCCAACCAUCCAUUUCCUCAGUCCAUGGUUGAAAUGUUCUGUGGCAAAUUCACUGCCUUCCAAUCAUGGUGCUUGCAGUAUCUUUACAUUUAAGUCAGUCAGAUUGUGUGUGUGUGUGUGUUAUGUAUGUAUGUGUGUGCGCGUGUGUGCGUGCGUGUUUAUAUAAAUGUUUACAUUUUUAUAAAAGAAAAAUUGAUAAAAGUAUUUAGUUCCUUGUCUGUAAUAUAUUUUUGCAUUUUAUAGUUUUAAAAAACUGCAUUUCUUGGUAUGAUUUUUGUAAGUCUUAACUCUGCACUUGAUUGUAUUGACUUUACUCGCUCUAACCUUCAUUUUAUAUUCAGCUGUAAUGUCAGACUUUAAGUCCACAUCAUUAGAGCUAUUAAAGUGCAGUUCUGGUGGAAAAUAACCUAUGGCCAAAUCUGGUUUUAAAGUCACUCUCACCU
Molecule: messenger RNA, 5732 nt
Organism: Carcharodon carcharias (great white shark)
Lineage: Eukaryota; Metazoa; Chordata; Chondrichthyes; Lamniformes; Lamnidae
Gene: maml1
Product: mastermind-like transcriptional coactivator 1
Exons: 5
Coding region: 21-3155 (1044 amino acids)
Biological process (GO): positive regulation of transcription of Notch receptor target; Notch signaling pathway
Cellular component (GO): nucleoplasm; nuclear speck
Molecular function (GO): transcription coactivator activity
Source: RefSeq, a predicted model, not a curated record